Messenger RNA from Myzus persicae (green peach aphid), 870 nucleotides. RefSeq lists its product as uncharacterized. Lineage: Eukaryota; Metazoa; Arthropoda; Insecta; Hemiptera; Aphididae. The record is from RefSeq and is a predicted model, not a curated record. The transcript has 4 exons. The coding region runs from base 32 to 652 and encodes 206 amino acids.
UGUCUUUUUAGUGCUAUAUUUGCUAUAAAAUAUGAAUGCUUUGCAAGAAAACAUAGAAGAUAUGCUUGAUGAUGUAAAUAAAGAUGGUCUUAAUUCUAUGAAUAAUUCAAUAAACUCGAAUGAUUUAAAUAGUUUUCCAGUAUCAAUUUCUGUUUUGGAGGGCUAUGAAUAUCCUGUGGAUGAUGUUGAACCGUUAUAUGAGUUAUUAAGAAAAUGGGGUUUAGAAUGUUUGUCUAAAACUUUAUUUGAUAAUUUAAUUGAUAUGAAAAUACUGGCAAUCAUGAACAAAGAAGAUGUAAAUGAAAUGUUAAAAACAUUUCCAAUUGGGAUUAAAAUAUUAUUUAAACAUGAACUUGAAAAUUGGCAAAACUCACUUCACCGCUCUAAACCAGAUGAACAUACAACAACAAGUGUAAUUUCAACUUACAGCGAACCUAAAGAACCUACAAUACAACCUUUACAAGUACCAUCAACAUCUGUCACUAUAGAUUUGGGAGAAAUUUUAAAUGAAACGACUACAGGAACAAUGAUUAUUGACUACUACAAAGAACAUAACAAAUUAAAUAGUAACAUCCGUUCAUUAUUAGUUGAGACUAUUAUUAGUUAUGUGAUAACAAAAAAUAUGUGUACCUAUGUCUGUGUACCUGGCUGAAACUAUUGCAAAUCAUAUUAUCACAAUGUUUCCAUCUGAAGUAAAAGACACAUAUUUCAUGAAGGAUGUACAAAAUAAAAAUACUAAAGGCAAACUCUACGCAAAGUAUUAUAAUGCAAUGCGAACACUCAAAUCAUGUGGUUUAGUACCUUCUAAAGGACUUCAAGUUAAAAGAACAAUAGAUACAGAAACUCAUCGUCAGUACAAUAAAGAAUUUG